AUGGAGACGUCAGGAGAAGGAGAUAUUGCCAUCGUGGGGAUGUCCUUUAAGCUCCCCCAAGAUGUGGAUGACGAUGUUAGCCUGUGGAAGGUACUCGAAGGUCGCCAAAACCUGAGUACGAGCUGGCCCAAAACACGCAUCAAUUCAGAAGCUUUCUUUAACGAUAAGCACCAUAAGUUCCGUAGCGCGGGUGGGCAUUUUCUCAAUGCAGAUCUUAGCUCAUUUGAUGCCCCCUUUUUCUCGCUCACAGCGAAAGAAGCGGCGGCAAUGGAUCCCAUGCAGCGAUGGACUUUGGAAACAUCAUACCAUGCCUUCGAAAAGGCGGGUAUUCCUGUUGAGAGCCUUAGGGGUUCGCAAACAGCGGUCUUCUCUUCUUCCAUGAUUGAAGACUUCGCUAGAAUGGUGGGCAUGGACCCCGAGAAUGCAGAACGAACGGCUGUCACUGGAUGCUCCGUUAGUUGCGUCAUACCCAACCGGAUCAGCUGGUACUUCGAUCUGCGCGGGCCAAGCAUGCACGUGAACUCAGCAUGCUCAAGUAGUAUGUCAGCCCUUGAUAUGGCUUGUAAAUCUCUAUGGAGCGGAGAUGCUACAUGUGCCCUUGUCACAGGAACUAAUCUAAUUCUCGACCCGGGAUUAACCCAAUAUCUAUCUACCCAAAAUUACUUAUCUCCAGAUGGAGUCUGCUACAGUUUCGACCAUCGUGCGAAUGGGUACGCGAGAGGCGAAGGUGUUAUGGCGCUUAUCCUUAAGCCCAUCUCCGCUGCUCUGCGCGAUGGUGACAUGAUCAGAGCUGUUAUUCGGUCAAUUGGCUCAAACCAAGACGGCCAUACUCCUGGACUUACCCAGCCCAGCCAACAGGCCCAAGAAGCAUUAAUAAGGCAUGUAUAUAAUCGAGUUAAUCUCCCUCUCGAUAAGACCCGUUAUGUCGAAGCGCACGGCACUGGAACCAAAAUCGGUGAUCCGAUCGAGAUGAAGGCUGUAGGUGCGGUAUUCCGGGAACAUCGUACAGUAGAAGACCCUCUUUACGUAGGCUCUGUGAAAACAAACGUUGGGCACCUUGAAGGAGCUUGCGGUUUAGCUGCCAUGAUAAAAGCCAUCUUGGUUGUCGAAAAGGGUGUCAUCGCUCCGAACGCUCUCUUCGAAAAAAUCAAUCCCGCGAUCGAUACGAACUACUAUCAUACUGCGGUUCCGACCAAGGCUAUUCUCUGGCCGACUUCAGGCUUGCGUCGAGUAUCGGUAAAUUCGUUCGGAUUUGGCGGUUCUAACACGCACGUCAUUCUUGACGAUGCCUUCCAUUACUUACAGUCUCGAGGCCUGACUGGGAACCAUUCCACUCCUGAAAUCCCAAGCCUUGAGUUGAAUGCCAUUUCUAACGGAAUCUCCCACACCAAUGGAUCAACUAACGGGGUAGCACGCACCAACGGUGCAACACACACUAAUGGAGAGUCGCAUGCUAAUGGAUUAACCAACGGGAAUGGAGUAGCUCACACCAACGGAACAGCUGGUACUGUUAAUGGGUCUGGGACUAAUUUACCUAAGUUGCUUGUUUGGAGCGCAUAUGACGAGAAGGCUGUUAAGCGCACGAUGAAGGGUUAUGAAAGUUUUUACGCUGACAAGAUCUGGAACGAUCCUGCCAAGCUCAACCAAUUAGCCUUUACUCUAGGUGCACGACGAAGUCAUAUGCUCUGGAGAGCCUUUGCGGUCGUCGGGAAUGACGGGUCGGGGGCUGAGGCUGUGAAAGCUUUACCGUCGGCUAAACCGAUUCGGAGUUCGACGGAGGUGAGGCUAGUGUUCGUGUUCACUGGCCAGGGAGCACAGUACGUCAAUAUGGGCUGGGACCUCAUAGAAUAUCCCGUAUAUAAGGAGACACUUCAGCGCAUAGACGAGAUAUACAGCAGUCUAGGAAGCACAUGGUCUUUGUUCGACGAGCUACGACGUAGCGAGAACAUUGACAAGCCAGAAUACAGCCAACCUCUGUCUACCGCCAUUCAAAUAGCUUUGAUCGAAUUGUUCAGAAGCUUUGGUAUCACCCCCAAGGCUGUUGUUGGGCAUUCUUCGGGUGAAAUCGCUGCAGCUUAUGCUGUUGGCGCACUAUCUCUGGUGUCUGCUUGCAAGGUUUCGUACUUCCGAGGACAGCUGGCUGGAAAGCUGAGGGCUGCAAAGGCUUCGACGCCCGGUAGCAUGAUAUCAAUCAAUCUAGCUGAGAAUAAAGUCGCAAGCUACCUCACAGGCAUUACUGACGAAGCAUUCGACGGUUCGGUCACAGUCGCUUGUGUCAAUAGUCCCCUAAAUUGUACGCUUUCCGGUUCCGAGGCGGCUAUCGACGUGGUCAAAGCGCAAGCCGACAAGGACGGGAUAUUCGCGCAGAAGCUCAAGACGGGAGUUGCGUAUCACUCGGCAUCUAUGCUUGAAAUUUCUGAGGAAUACCUAUCCCUGAUGGGCGAACUCGACGGAGCGGACCCUCAGGAUCUUAAGGCAACGACACCUAUUUUCAUUGUCUCGACGGUUUCCGGUAAGCCUGCUCGUCCAGCCGAAUUGGUCAGGGGGCAAUACUGGGUCGACAACAUGGUGUCCCCAGUUCGCUUUGCAGAUGCUCUUCAGAUUAUAGCUAAGGAGUCAUCCGCGCUGAAGACUGGUCUUGAUAUUGUGGCAGACUUGGUUGAGAUUGGUCCGCAUCCGGCAUUACGCCGUCCAGUGCAGGAUACGAUCAGCCGGGCCAGCAGUAAGAUCAAGAUCCGGUAUGCAAGUGCGCUGCAUCGGUCCCAACCCCCAAUUCAGACCACACUAGAGCUAGCAGGUCAAUUAUUCUGUCUCGGGCACAACGUUUCUGUGUCCGCCGUCAAUCAACGCCGAACCGACGGGUCUCCCUCCUUCCUCAUCAACUGUCCCGAAUAUCCCUUUGACCACUCACAAAAACAUUGGGCUGAGCCACGUAUUAGCCAUGACUUUAGGCUGCGGGGUACGGUCAAGGGAGAAACCCUCGGAGCUCGUGUGUCGGAUUGGAAUCCCUUGGAACCUAGGUGGAGGAAUUUCUUAUGCACUGAGACCACGCCGUGGCUCGCCGACUAUGUGAUGGUUUUCCCGGCUGGAGGCAUAUUGGUCAUGGCUAUUGAGGCGGUAUUGCAAAUGGCUUCAGCUGACCGCACCGUUGCGGGAUUCCUCAUUGAAAAGGCCGACUUCAUAAACCCCAUUGUUGUGGAAGAUGCUUGGGAUGACCGAAUUGAAACGGAGUUACACCUAAGACCGGUGAAGAAUCCGGAAGACAAGGAAGACCCGACCAAGUUCGAUAUUGUCAUUUAUACGUAUCGUGAGAAGUGGACCGAAUGCCUCCGUGCUACGGUCCACCUCGAAUACCAAGAAUCCUACUACGCCGACGGCGGUGAGGAGAAGAAGCUAGCUGAUGAGGGCGUACGAAGCCGAUACCAGCAAGCCACUGAAGCGUGUGGGCAGCUCGUGGACCCACAGGCAUUCUACCGCAGCGCAGCGGAGCACGGCCUUCAGUAUGGUGACUGGUUCCAAUUAAUUCAAGACGUGCACUACGAUGGCAAGUCUAAUGCCAUAGCGCGUGUUGACGUAACCAAGGCGAAAUACCAGACCACCAGCUUGGUACAUCCAGCCAUUUUGGAGACCGCCUUCCAAGUGCUACGGAUUAGCGCCGGUCAGCAGCCAGCCGCUAACGCUUCAGUCCAUGUGCGCAACGCAUGGUUCGCAUUCCCUGGUUGGCAAAAGCCAGAGACAAACUCGAUUAGGUGGCUGGCAAGUUCGAAAUCGUCUGCUGCAUCUGGAGCCGGCUUUGGGGAACGAGGUAGCCUUUAUGCGUUAGCCGAUGAUGGAACUGUGUUAUGCACUAUUGGCGAGGCCGUGACAGCGACAGCUUCCAAGGGCGUACAGGAGAAGGAGAAGAAGCUAUUGCAUGAUAUCGAAUGGAAGCCACAGCUGAGUCUUCUCGGACCUAAGCAACUUGAAGAGGUGUGCCAGGCGAACGCUUACGUCCAAGACGAGACAAUUAUCCUGGAAAAGCAUCUCAAGAUUCGCUAUGCAUUGGACCUUGUCUGCGUUCGGAUGCUGAAGCAGAUCGAUCAUUCCAAGGUACCCGAGUCACUCCGCCGGCAUGCUGAGUGGAUUGAAUACCACGUUAGCAACCUACCUCCCGAGCGUAAAGAGGAAGGAGAAGCAAUGAGUGAUGCCGACCUCGAAGCUCAAUUACGCGAGGUAGAUGAGAUUCUACCCGCAUGGAGACUAUACACAGAGUGUGCUCGAAGACUACCAGAAAUGUUGUCUGGCGAAGUCGGCCCCCUUCAAGUUGUCUUCGGAGCAGACCUUGCCGAUAUUUUCUAUGCAGCGCUGUUCCAAAGCGUGUGUGCAGAUGGACGUUUUGCCCGCUUCUUGGAGCUUACCGCGCACGAGAACCCGGCACAACGUAUCCUUGAGCUUGGAGCGGGAACCGGUGGUGUAACAGGACACGCCAUAUCGAUCCUACAGGAACGCGAGAAGCGCACUGGGGCACCUAGCUUCGCCGAGUACGUCUACACUGAUAUUUCUCCCAUGUUCUUCGAACAAGCAAAGAGUCGAUGGCCCGAGCUCCAAGCCGAAGGCCGUAUGAACUUCAAGACACUGGACCAAGACAAGCCUAUCGAAAGCCAAGGAUAUGAGCCUGGCUCGUACGACGUGAUUGUCGCUGGGUGUGUGUUGCAUGCCACACCGAACUUAGAGCCCACCAUCCGCAAUGUGCGCAAGCUUCUCAAGCCAGGUGGGCGCUUGAUCCUACUGGAAGUUAUUAGCCCAGAGGAUAUCACCAUCAACUUUAUGGCUGGUUUGUUACCAGGUUGGUGGGUUUCCCGUGAAGAGUGGCGACCUCAUUCCGCUUGUGUGUCCGAGGACAUUUGGGAAAGGGUGCUUAGCGAAAACGGUUUCUCAGGAAAUGACAUGAUCAUCCGUGAUUAUAAGAACGAUGGCUGCCACAUUGCUAGUAUCAUCAUUUCGACCGCGAAAGAAGAUCCAGCGCAGAUAGAUGAGUCGAAACCUAAGCGGAGUAACUUCCUCUUGGUGGUUGACGAGUCGCCUGAGCAACAAGAACAGCAACGACAGUUGGCUGAUUUGGUGCUUGGUCAACUUGAUCUCAAGGGCGAACGGAAAGAUGUCAGUAUUGUUUCCCUAGACCACCUCUCGGAAGCUCUUAUGGAGGUGACCAAGGACGACGUUGUCGUCUGCCUUGCUGAGGUCAACAACAAGCCUCUGCUCACGGCAUUGUCGGAGGAUGGUUUAAAAUGUUUCCAGCGCCUGGCUAUGCAAGCUACUAAAUUGCUGUGGGCUACAGCGACGACGACUAGCAACGCACAGUAUCCCGACUACAGCAUCGUACAAGGCUUCUUCCGUUCAAUUAGAGCGGAGCAAGGUAGUCAAAUCGUAACCGUAGCCAUAGAAGAUGCCCUGGACAACGAGAGCUGCGCGUCCUUUAUAGCUCAAGCAUUCCAGUCUGCCUUUAGAUUACCUGCAUCCAAGGAACUUGAGUACGUGGUACGAGAUGGAGUCCUUGUAACAGGCCGAGCUGUGGAGAACGUGGCCGGAAACGGAACGCUACGGUCUCUUCUUUCUCCACAGCUGCAGCAGAAGACCUGGGGUGAAGGAUCGGCUCUGCAGUUAUCGGUGGGCAGCGGCGACACUCCGUUAUUCGUCCGGGAUGACACCUACGACACCGAUAUUGCAUCACAUGAUGUCGAGGUGGAGACAAGAGCUUGGGGUCUGAAGUUCCGAGACGCCCCAAGUGGUCAAAGCGAGCUGCCAGAAGCUGAUUAUGCAGGAAUCGUUACCCGAGUGGGCCAAGAAUGCGACCGGUCAAUCCAGCCAGGUGAUCGCGUCUCCAUAGCGGCAUUGGACGGCAUACGCAAGUACGCCCGUGCGCACGAGAAGAGCAUCCUCAAGAUCCCCGAGUCCCUGUCGUUCGAAGCAGCUGUAACUACUCUUAUUCCCAGCUUGACAGUCUACCAUGCCCUCGUAGAUAUUGGUAAACUGCAAGCAGGCGACAAGGUUCUAAUCCAUUCGGCGGCUGGGAACCUGGGUCAGUUAGCUGUCCAGAUAGCUAAGGCACAAGGUGCAGAUAUCCUCGUCACCACGUCAUCACCAGAGGAGACGCAGUUCUUGGUCAGCAACUUUGACAUCCCCGAGAGCCGGAUUUUCACCAAUCAAAACACAUCAUAUUCGAAAUCUGUACUGCGCAUCACACAGGGGCGUGGUGUCGAUGUCGUCUUCAACACGCUUUUGGGCAAUGACAAGCUGCAGGCGUCAUGCGAAUCUGUGGCCACUUACGGUCGUUUCCUCGAGAUCGGCCGCGCUAACAUAGAUGCGAAUGUAGCGUUGCCUAUGGCUAUUUUCGCAAGGAAUGUGACAUUCUCGGCUGUUGAUCUGACCAGACUAGAGCCUAGUGCUACCACCGAACUGUUGGAGAAGAUUGUGCAGCUGUUAUCCGAAGGCAAGAUCCAAGAUCCUCAGCCACUGCAUAACUUCAGUGUGUCCGAGACAGAGCAAGCGUUCAAGCAACUACAGACCAGCAAGAACUUCGGUCGUGUGAUUGUCACUCCCAAGGCCGAGGACGUAGUUCCACAAUUUAUCCAGGACAGGCGAUCAUGGACGUUCGACGAAAAUGCCUCGUACUUGAUUGCUGGCGGGUCUAAUGGUCUAGGAACGACGAUCAUGAAAUGGAUGGUCGACCGCGGAGCAAAGAACCUGAUUAUCCCAUCCGAAUUCGGCUCUACAUCUAAGGCUACGGCCGAAGCAGUAGCCGAGCUGACGGCGCGGGGCAUUAAUGUCGUCGCCCCGAGAUGUGACGUAUCGUCGGAGACUAGCCUCGCCAAUGCUUUGGAAGAGUAUGCCAGCAGCAUGCCACCUAUCAAAGGUUGCAUCAAUGCCGCCAUGACCCUACAAAACUCCAUCUUCCAGAACAUGACGCUAGCACAGUGGGAUCUGACUAUACGAUCCAAAGUCCAGACAUCAUGGAAUCUGCACCGUCUUCUGCCCAAGGAUCUCGAUUUCUUCAUCCUUCUAUCCUCUCUAGCAGGUGUUACCGGCCAGCUAGCCAGCUCCAACUAUGCCGCCGGUUGCUCGUUCCAAGAUGCAUUGGCUCAUUACCGCAUUACCCAAGGCCAGAAGGCGCACUCAAUCGAUAUCGGUACUAUGGUCGAGACGGGUGCAUCCCAACCCCGGCGCGAAUUCACCAAUAAUAUGCAAAUUGUCGACGAUGCCGAGCUGCUUGCCCUAUUGACCCUAAGCUGCGACCCCACCGACCCGCUCCCAACGCCGUCUGGAAACCAAGGCCAAGUUUUGUUCGGAUUGCGUACCCCCGUUGAUAGCCUGCUCCAGGAAGAAACUCCGCCGCCUCUAUUAAACCGCCCACUAUUUGCCGCCUUCUCUUACAUCCCAGGCGCGGGAGCGGCCGCCAAAGACGGUAAUCGUGAAGCUACGCAGGCCGACAAGGGGGCGGGAGUACUCUUCCGCGAAGCGACCGAUCCGGUCGAACGUAAGGUGAUCGUGCUGAACGCUCUCGCGGCGAGAUUGGCGCGUGCCAUGUCCAUUCCGCCAGGUGAUGUCGAGCCGACUAAACCGUUAUCGAACUAUGGUGUGGACUCGCUCAUGGCUGUCGACUUGAAGAAUUGGAUCCAGAAGGAAUUCGAAGCUUCGAUUCCGACUGCUGGAAUACAAGGUGGUGUGCCUAUCGUAGGUAUUGCUGAACUUGUUGUAGCGAGGAGCGCGGUGGGAAAAGCUUAGGGUUAGAGAGCCUGGGGAAUAAAGAAAGAGGGGACGGAGAAAAAGCAAAAUAAGAAGCACGGGCCUCGUCCAGCCAUGUUUAUCGUCGCCACCAAGCUGAGGGUUCCCCGCGAGGAUCUCCUCAAUGAUUUUCUAACCAUUUCAACCCUUUGAACGUUGGGCAUCUUUCUUGUACAUUCGAUCAUUUACCUAUGCGAUGGAAGCACGAGCCGUAAGUUAUGAUAUCACGCGGAAUCUAUGGAAUAAUGUUAUCUCUUUUGUUGGAUGGAAUCGGAUGGAAUCUAGUUCAUAAGUAUGCGAUAUCUAUUAGGAAGAGGCGAACAAUAUGCUUUACGCAACAAUUCUUCAGUGAUAUUAAGAGCCAGUGCAACCGAUGUAGCUGGUAUAUUGGGAAGUCAACCUAACAUUCCGGGCGUAUUCGCAACUAAUAAGUUAUGCUGACGCACUGAGGGUACAUUAGCAACCAAUCAUUAUAGUGCAAAGCACACUGCUAAUUAUAGUGAUUUAGAGAGGAGGCGCCCAGCAAUGUAAAAUAUCAAUUCUCUCGAGGAUUCUAACCCUAGAAAAUACAAUAUCAAUUGACCGUCAUAGUAGUAUUCUCAACGAUACUCCCACGAAUCGUUCAUUGACAGUCAAGAA
This is a messenger RNA of Hypoxylon trugodes, 8400 nucleotides long. RefSeq lists its product as uncharacterized. The record is from RefSeq and is a predicted model, not a curated record. Gene Ontology annotation, biological process: fatty acid biosynthetic process; secondary metabolite biosynthetic process. Bases 1 to 7761 code for a protein of 2586 amino acids. The transcript has 12 exons. NCBI's taxonomy places the organism in Eukaryota, Fungi, Ascomycota, Sordariomycetes, Xylariales, Hypoxylaceae. Gene Ontology annotation, molecular function: oxidoreductase activity; 3-oxoacyl-[acyl-carrier-protein] synthase activity; phosphopantetheine binding.